Hemibagrus wyckioides is the source of this 5897-nucleotide messenger RNA. Its product is annotated as vWFA and Collagen domain-containing protein. The record is from RefSeq and is a predicted model, not a curated record. The transcript is spliced from 30 exons. Lineage: Eukaryota; Metazoa; Chordata; Actinopteri; Siluriformes; Bagridae. The coding region runs from base 1 to 4938 and encodes 1645 amino acids.
AUGGCUGCACAAACUAACCAUUUAACAUUUACUGGGAAGAGUGAGCCAGUAGAGGUGGACAUUGGGACAGAGACUGUUAUAAAAGCUGAAAAGUUCGAUAAUAGCCUAUCGUCAUGUGAAGAACCCACCGCUAGCAAUGCUGUCAUUAUCGACUGGGGUAUGGUGUUACGUGAUGGAGAGAAUACUGAGAGAUCCUGUGGCUCUCCGUCACGUGGUGACAAAGUUACGGAUUUGUCCAGCAUUGACCAGUCACCUGUCCAGCCCAUACUGCAGAAUUUUCCAGUUUCGGUUAUAGCAGGGAAGCCGCGCAGGUUCACGGCUCAUUGGUACAGCAAGUACGGGGCAUGGCUGGAGUACAGCGCGGAGAAAGACGCGAUUUUCUGCAAAGCAUGCAGGCAUUUCGGGAACAAUCUGAUCGCCGAUAAGUUCACUCGAGGCUUCAGAAACUGGAAACGCACCCAUCAGGCGUGCUCAAAACACGAGUCAAGCAAAGCUCACAACACGGCUUUGGGUAAAUACACGAACUACAAACAGUGCCAGCAGUCCAGCAGUGUGACUCUAAUGAAUCGACUCGGGAGUCACCAAACCGUGACUCCUGGCUUGAUCCAAAACACCCGAGAUCACAUCAAAGUCAUACUGGACAUCGUCAUGUUUUGUGUAAGGCAACACAUCACACCGUCCAAGCACAAAGAACAUGACCUGGGCAACUUCCACGAGCUCUUUCAGCUCUUGUGUAAAUAUGACCCGAGAAUUAAAAGUCGAUUUGAUGCCAUUCCUAAGAAUAAGAAUAUAGCCGGACAGGAUAUACAGAACGACCUCAUCGAUGCCGCGGCCUCUCUGCUGCUCCGACAAAUAAAGCAGGAGUUACACAACACUAAGAAGACCUAUUAUGCCAUUUUGGCUGAGAAGUGCUCAGACCGGUCCGAGCGCCAGCUUGUUGCAGUGUAUCUCAGAUAUUUAUACAGGGGAUCUAUCAGAGAAAGAGUCGUCGGUUUCGUGGAGACCGGCGAUGCAUCAGCUGAAGGGAUCGCUUUGAAAUUCUUGCAGAUCUUGGAACCUUUUGAGCUGGAUCCUGGGUUAUGUGUCGGUUUGGGGUUUGACGGGGCCUCCGUCAUGUCUGGCGUGCAAAGCAUCCUGAAGCGCACCUUUACCUGUGCGCUGUACGUGCACUGCCAUUCACAUUGUCUGAACUCGGUGCUUUGCAACGCCUCGAAAGGAUGUCCGGACUUCGGAACCUUUUUCGAAGCCAUCAAUGCGCUGUGUUUGUUCUUGACACACGGACAGGCUAGGUUUAUUGAGAUCCAGAAAGAGAUGCAUCCAGAACGUCCACCUGUCGAGGUCGCCCUUGGUGCUUGUACGCACCACCAUCAUCAGCAUGUGACUGAUAUAUUUAGUUUGUUCGAUGUUGUCUUGGAAAUCUUGGCUGAAUUCGCCGAACGUAGAGGGCAGGCCGGACUUGAGGCGCAGUCCCUGCUUCAGCAAGUUCAAACCAAGAAAUUUACAUUUCUCUUAGUGGCGUCUUGCAAAUUAUUCGAGGUGUCCGACUUCGCCAGCAAGAGCCUGCAAAGCGAGACACCCUCACUGACCGAAUGCAUCUGUUCAAUCGAAUGCCUGAAGCAAAAUCUUGGCGAUUUGCGCCACAGUGGGUUUGAACAAAUUUUGGCAGCGUCCAAUGAGCUAACGGACAAAAACGAGAUCGAAAAGUGGGACGUUUCAUUUUCUAGGAAACGAAAACUCCAAAGUCGAGACGAUUCGAUCCUAGCUUCAUCCUUAGGUAAAUCCAGAAGGGUGACUUGUACUGAAGACCUGCGUGUUCUCUGGUAUCAGAUUCUGGACCUCCAGAUAAAUGAACUGGACAGCAGGUUUCACAGAGACUCCUACUGCCUUAUGAAAGCAGCAGCUCCCCUACACACGGACGAAAGCAACCUGGCAGAAAAGAUUUGUCCUGUCGUCAAAUCCUACAACGUUGAAGUCUCUGAUGCUGAGUUGCUCGCUUUUGCACAAAUUUUACAGCAAUCAUCAUCAGGACAGUGUCUUUCACUUAUAGAAGUUUUCGACACAUGCGUAAUGAGGAAAUGUUAUUUGGGAUCGCUAAUUAUCUGUCUAUUCCUGGCCCACACCAAAGGACAUGAUCAGGAGGACAGUCAAGCUGGUUGUAGCACCACAUCCAAUGACUUGGUGUACAUCAUUGAUGGCUCGUCAAGUCUUGGCAUUGCUGACUUCAACACAGCCAAGCGCUGGCUCAUCAACAUCACCAGUGGCUUUGAUGUGAGCUCCCGACACACUCAGGUGGCUGUGGUCCAGUACAGCGAUACGCCACGGCUGGAGAUCCCUCUUGGGAAGCACCAAGACACUCAGACCCUUCUGAAGGACAUUGCUGCAAUCUCCUACCUUGGUGGGAAAACCCAGACAGGCCGCGCCAUUAAGUUUGCCACUGACCAUGUGUUCUUGGCAUUAAACUACACCACGAAGACCACCAGGAACCGCAUCGCUGUGGUUCUGACGGACGGUCGGUCACAAGAUGAUGUGGUGGAUCCAGCAAUGGAGGCCAAAGCACAGAACAUUGCCCUCUUUGCAGUGGGUGUAGGAGAUGAGAUCACCAACGCUGAACUGGUGUCCAUGGCCAACAAGCCUUCUUCCACUUACGUGCUGCAUGUAGAGGACUACACCUCCAUUGGAAAUAUAAGAGAUGUGAUGGAGCAGAAACUCUGUGAGGAGUCAGUGUGUCCUUUGAGGAUCCUUGGUACUGUCAAUGGACAGAAAGGCUUUGACCUGAUGAGUAUGAUGGGGAUCGAGACAGUGGCUAAAAAGGUCCAGGGAUCUCUCAUAUCAGAAGGUGCUUACCUCCUAAACCCACGCUUGAACCUUUCUCGCAGCACCAGAGAGAUCUUUCCAGAAGGCCUGCCUCCUUCAUAUGUGUUUGUGGCUACUCUGCGGGUGAAGAACCCAGUCCACCGCAUGAAGUUUGACCUCUGGAGGUUGCUGUCUGAAGAAGGUGUCAGGCAAGUCGCAGUGACCUUGAAUGGCCUAGACAAGUCAGUCACCUUUACCAGUACCAGCACAAUGAAGAAAGAGCAGACUGUCAUAUUUAAUGACCGAGGCAUUAAGAGGCUCUUUGACACAGACUGGCACCAGCUGAAACUAUUGGUGAGGCCCAAACGUGUCACCUGUUUUGUAGAUGAUGCAUACGUCGAGGAGCAGCUCUUGGAAGAAGUUGUCCCCAUCUACAUCAAUGGGAUCACACAAGUGGCCAAAAAAGUCAACAUAGAAACCACUGUGCCAAUUGUCUUGCAAAAGUUGCGGCUCUACUGUGACCCUACGCAGAGCGAGCGAGAGACAGCGUGUGAGAUCUUCUCCGUGGAGGAUAACAGGUGUCCUAUUGAUCGCUCUCGUCCUGUGGAGGGCUGUGAUUGCCCCAGUGGUAAACCUGGCCCAUCAGGCCUACCUGGACCCAUGGGCUUCAGGGGAGAGAAGGGUCGAGAGGGACCUCCUGGCCCGGACGGAAAACCUGGAAAACUUGGACAGAGGGGACCACCCGGGCAGCCUGGAAGAGACGGCGAGAAAGGCGAAGCAGGUCAACCAGGACAAAAGGGGGAGAGAGGACUGGCUGGUCCCAAAGGUGAUAUGGGAAUCCAAGGGCCACCAGGACGUCCGGGGCCUCCAGGACCAACAGACCCAGGACUCUCAAAAUGGAAUGAUUAUGGAGUAGAAGCAAGCAAGGGAAUCACAAUCCAGCCAGGAGAAGCAGGACCCCCAGGGAAACCUGGACCACAUGGGGAGCCUGGGAUACCUGGAAAUGAUGGGCUUCCAGGACAAGUUGGACAGAAGGGUGAAAAGGGGGUCGCUGGUGAACCUGGAGCUGACGGACAGAACGGUCUUCCGGGCAUGAGAGGACCUCCAGGUGAAACAGGGCCCACUGGACCUCAGGGUGAACGAGGAUUUCCAGGGACACCGGGAUCAACCGGGACAAAAGGACCUCAGGGACCUCAAGGUCCAAUGGGACCACCCGGUCCAGAAGGUCCAGCCGGUCCGAAGGGGAACUUGGGGCCUCGAGGGCAGGACGGCGUCCCCGGUGCGCCCGGCACUAAAGGAUCACAAGGCGAACCUGGAGUUCCAGGGCCUCAAGGCAUCAUGGGCCUACCAGGUUUAAAAGGCCAUAAGGGGGAAUCAGGAGAGCCUGGUCCAAAAGGAAGUCAGGGACAGAGAGGAAGUGACGGAUCACCUGGACUCCCUGGAAAACCUGGUGAGCCAGGCCUCAGGGGCAGCAAAGGAGAGCGAGGUAUAGCCGGAGAUCCGGGAAUCAGAGGGGCUGAUGGGAAAAAGGGAGAAUUUGGUCCAUUGGGACCAGCAGGACCUCGAGGAUUUCCAGGAAACGAUGGGUUACCAGGGCAACCGGGUGUCCCCGGUUACCCAGGAAAACCUGGUAAGCCGCCUUCCGAAGAACACCUGAUGAAGAUUUGUGCCUCUGUGUUACAGAAUCAACUGCCACAGCUCCUUCAGGCAAUGUCUCCCAGAAGCUGCCAACAGUGUGAGACAGUCAAAGGACCCCCAGGUGAUCCAGGACCUCCUGGACCCCAAGGCCCUGCUGGAGCUCCCGGCUAUCCUGGCAGACCUGGAGCUCAGGGAUACCCAGGACAACCUGGAGCAAUGGGGCCAGUCGGCCUAAAAGGUGAAAUUGGACCAAUGGGAAUGAAAGGUGCCAAAGGAGAAAGCCGCACUGGGCUCCCGGGUCCACCAGGUCCACCAGGUUUGCAAGGUCCUCGUGGACUGGAUGGAGAGGGAUAUCAAGGACCCCCGGGGUCUACAGGCAAGCCUGGUUCUCCUGGCAUCCCUGGAAAACGAGGUCCUCCAGGCGCCACCGGUGUUUGCGACCCAUCCUCCUGUUACAUGGGUUACGUCAGCCAGCAGGGUCACUUCAACAAAGGGCCCAACUUUUAGCGAACUACCUUGAUCCACACUUCGUAAUGACUUUUAAGGGCCUCCAUGCUCCUGAGCCCAAACUGUCUGAGGUGAUGUUAGUGUUUGAUUUGAUUUGUAUUUCUUAACCUCUGUAGGCCCGGAUAAAGGGCUCCGGAGUUUGAACACGGCAGUUUUGACUUGAGAUUAUUUGUUUACUACGUUUGGUUUGGAAGCUAGAAUAAGAAUCACGUAAUGUAGCAGCAUGAAAGAUAUAUAUAUAUAUAUAUAUAUAUAUAUAUUUUUUUUUUUCUUCAUAGAAUAUAGCGAUGAUGUGUGGUGAAAUGUUCAUCUGAUAAAACAAAACUAGGACAACAAAAUGCUCUGCUGAGUAAUACAAGAUCAUCUCGUUUUGAGUCAUCUGGCCUCGGACUACCCCGAAACCACGUUUUCUUUUUUUUUCUAUCUCACGUUGGUGCUCGCUUUUGUGAAUUGCAUUUUUAUUGUAAAUAGACAUAGGUGUUGCACUGCCUUUUGAAAUACUACCUCUGUAUUCGACACGGAGUAGUCCAACAACUGGACAAUAUUUUGUUCUAAAAGUGUUGGCUGAUAUCUCAAACUGCUCAGGAUGUCUCGGUUUUUCGGUUUUAUAAAAAGCUCAUUCUGUGUGUGUGUGUGUGUGGACUACUGCAUUUAUUUUAUUUGAUUUUUUAAUGUUUUUGUUAUAAUGUUAACAUUUUUAAUGUUUGAACAUUUCUCUCCAAAAAAACCUCCUUCUAAUUUUAUGAUUUUAGCAUUUCUUUUGAACCAUUCAACUUCAAUCAGCAACACGUUCUAUUUAUUUUCCUGUCGAAAUGAAGCCAUGAGUAUUUUUUAUUUUCUUUUUAUCUCGUUUCGUUCCGUUUUGAAUGUCUGUUAAUUGACUUAAUUGGGUUGUUUACAUUUGAACUGAAACCAUUUACAUGUAACACUGAUCAAAUAAAAUAUUCCUAAACACACAG